Spirodela intermedia is the source of this 572-nucleotide messenger RNA. Lineage: Eukaryota; Viridiplantae; Streptophyta; Magnoliopsida; Alismatales; Araceae. The record is from the annotation of a GenBank genome assembly.
AUGAUUUACUUGAUGGAUUUACGAUCCUUUUAUCGCGAAUCGUUUAACAAUUUUAGUAGCAAUGCUCCGCGAAUCGCAUUGACGAGAUUUUCGCCGAUGAUUCAGCGAUUCUCGUUGCUUAAUCCUUCACCGGCGAUCUACAGAAAAGUCGCGAUAAUCAGAUAAAAAUAUAUGAAUUUUGAGUUUGGGAGGAUUCGAACUCACACCAGUCGCCCGCCUCUUCUGAGGAAGGUGUGACGGGGGUUUAGUCCCACAUCAGUUGUGCGCCGAUUUUUCGAGUAAAUAUAUAGUAAUGUUAGCUUUGUAAGAAAAGUCCCUUCUCUCGCGUGUACGACCACUCCUUGCCCCAUAGUCGGCUGGCCACCGGUGACGUGGAAGGGAAGUGGCGUACACAUGCCCUAUCGGUCCCCAAGCCAAGCUGCUCGAGCUGUAGCUCGCGGCUACUCCCCGACUAUGUUUCUGACCCGCUUGCAGGCCCGACUGGCUGGCAGGUCCCCCUAUUUUUGCAAUAUUUUUAUUUUUAUUUCUUGUUCUUCAUUUAUCUCAAAAGUAAGACUGUAAAAAUUGUAUAA